This is a messenger RNA of Fusarium poae, 1245 nucleotides long. RefSeq lists its product as uncharacterized. Gene Ontology annotation, molecular function: zinc ion binding; oxidoreductase activity. The record is from RefSeq and is a predicted model, not a curated record. Bases 1 to 1245 code for a protein of 414 amino acids. NCBI's taxonomy places the organism in Eukaryota, Fungi, Ascomycota, Sordariomycetes, Hypocreales, Nectriaceae. The transcript has 4 exons.
AUGGCAGAAGUUUCCAAGCCAGUAUACACGACCGCCUACAAGGAGCAUCCUACUGAAAGGAUGAAGGCCGCUCUUUGGACGGGUACAAAGUCCAUCGAGCUGGGUGAAGUCCCGAAGCCUGUCAUCACUGCGCCCGGCGAUGCAAUUGUGCACAUCACUCACUGCACCAUCUGCGGUUCGGAUCUGCAUAUGUACAAUGGUGAUCUGAACAAGGUCAUGGAAAAGGGAUUGAUCAUGGGCCACGAGGCUAUCGGCAUCGUUGAAGACGUUGGGCCACAGGUAAAGAAUCUAAGUCCAGGAGACCGAGUUAUCAUCCUUCCAGUCAUUGCGUGCGGAGAAUGCUUCUACUGCAAGCGGAAGGAAUUUUCACUCUGUGACAAGACCAACCCUUCUGAAGAGUUGGAGCAGAUGUACGGUCAUCGCUUGUCUGGCAUUUUCGGAUAUUCUUUGAUCACUGGAGGUUAUCCUGGUGACCAGGCUGAAUAUUGCCGUGUUCCCAAUGCGGAUCUUACCUGCGUCAAGGCUCCCAAGGACAUAGAUGCCAAGAAGCUGGUUGGUCUUGCUGACGUGACUCCUACUGCCUGGCAUGGCAACGAGUUGGCCGAGGUAGGCAAAGGCGAUGUCGUCGGGGUCUGGGGAUGUGGCGCAGUCGGCCUAUCUAUCCAACGUCUAGCCAAGCUCCGUGGAGCCAGCAAGGUCUAUGCCGUCGACAAAGAUGCGCAUCGCCUUGAUAUUGCAAAGUCUUUUGGUAUGAUUCCCAUCAAUGUCAAGCAUCAUCCUGAUCCUGCGAGUUACAUCUUGUCUCUCGAACCCCAUGGUCUGGAUCGUGGUAUCGAAGCCAGUGGCUUUAGGAGCACCAACUCAGCCACUCAUGCUGCUAUGAGAGCGAUGGGUGUUGAGGGAGACAGCUCGGAUACCGUCAGUGCUGUCAUCAAGGCAACUCGCAAGGGUGGAAAUGUUGCGUUAAUCGGUGACUUUUUCUACACGACCAACAACUUUCCAAUUGGAAUGUUGAUGGAAAAGGCUAUCACUUUACGUGGGGGUCAGCUCUAUGCUGAAAAGUAUUUCCCACUCCUUUUGGACUUGGUUAUUGAAGGCAAAUACGACCCCUCGUUCAUGUUUACGCAUGAAGAUGAUUUGGAAAACGUCUCGCAGGCCUAUCAUGACUUUUUCAAUCACAAGACCCCUGGAGGAUUGAAGGUCUGCCUCUCAACUGCCUUUGGUAGGGCUCAGGCACGUGCUUAG